Messenger RNA from Poeciliopsis prolifica (blackstripe livebearer), 2847 nucleotides. It is a transcript of the gene zc3h12ab, whose product is annotated as zinc finger CCCH-type containing 12Ab. The record is from RefSeq and is a predicted model, not a curated record. Lineage: Eukaryota; Metazoa; Chordata; Actinopteri; Cyprinodontiformes; Poeciliidae. Gene Ontology annotation, molecular function: RNA endonuclease activity; metal ion binding; mRNA binding. The coding region runs from base 135 to 1790 and encodes 551 amino acids. Gene Ontology annotation, biological process: 3'-UTR-mediated mRNA destabilization; nuclear-transcribed mRNA catabolic process, RNase MRP-dependent. Gene Ontology annotation, cellular component: cytoplasmic ribonucleoprotein granule; nucleus. The transcript is spliced from 6 exons.
UCUCCUUCCGCGUUCCUGCCAGAUUCGACCGAGACGCGGACCUGGAGGGACAGACACAACUGGGGAACAGAUUGACCCCUGACCUCCGACCCUGACCAGCUGUUUUCCAGCAGGUCGGUCAUGACGGUUCUGAUAUGAAAGCCGAAGCGGGUCCAUUUCCAGCUGCCGAGCCGUGGAGCAGAACCGCCGCCACGCAGCCGGACGAGGGGACGAUGGCCUCUGACCCCCAGCUGGACUUCUUCCACAAGCUGGGUUUCUCCACGGCUCAGGUCCGGGCGGUCCAGAGGAAGUUCGGCGCCGACACCGACAAGGUUCUGGGACAGCUGGUCCUGGUCGGAGCCGGCCCGCGGACCGCCGUGUCGGGCCUGGUGCCGCGAGGCGACCCCGAGGCCCCGGGGCCCGAGCUGCUGAUCCCCGUCCCCGACCCGCCCACCCGGAACCAGAACCGGGACCAGAACCGGGACCAGGAGGACGGAGACGCCCUGAGGGCCGUGGUGAUCGACGGCAGCAAUGUCGCCAUGAGCCAUGGUAACAAGGAGGUUUUCUCCUGCCUGGGGAUCCAAUUGGCCGUCAACUUCUUCCUGGACCGCGGCCACAGUGACGUCACCGUGUUCGUCCCGUCCUGGAGGAAGGAGCAGCCCAGACCGGACGUCCCCAUCACAGAUCAGCACAUCCUGCGGGAGCUGGAGAGGAAGAAGAUCCUGGUGUUCACGCCGUCCCGCCGCGUCGCAGGGAAACGCGUCGUCUGUAACGACGACUGCUUCAUCGUGAAGCACGCCUUCGAGUCGGACGGCGUCAUCGUGUCCAACGACCUUUACCGCGACCUGCAGGGCGACAAGCCCGAGUGGCGCCGCUUCAUCGAGCAGCGGCUGCUCAUGUACUCCUUCGUCAACGACAGGUUCAUGCCGCCGGACGACCCGCUGGGCCGACACGGACCCGACCUGGAGAACUUCCUCCGGAAGUUCCCAAAGGCGCAGAAGAAGCCGGCGUGUCCCUACGGGAAGAAAUGUACGUACGGGACCAAAUGUAAGUUCCUCCACCCAGAGCGGUCCAAACAGAACCCUGGCCCGGUUCCGGACCCGAACCCGUCUCUGGUGGACGACCUGGCCCGGAAGCUGACUCUGGCCCACGGCAGCGGUUCUGGAAGGAAACCGGAACCGGUUCGGUCCGGACACCGCUCCGGCAGGAAGUCCCAGUCCACAAAGGAGAGAGCGGGCCAGCAUCCGGGUCGCGGACCCGUCCGGAACCAGGGCUCCCAGGACCAGCUGGACUCCGGCCUGGGAUCCAUAGACAGUCAGAACCCGUGGAGUCUCCCCGACCCGAAGUACGCCGCGCCGUACGGAUCCGGGUCGGUUCGGUUCUGCAGCUGCUGCUCUCACGGCACGUUCCAGAUGGUUCCGGCCGACCCGGCCCGCUACAACCCGACCUGGUACACCAGCUGUGGCCCGGUUCCGCUCAGCAGGCUGGCUCGCAGCGAGCCUCCGGACUUCCAGCACCACAGAGUCCAAACCCACCAGCAACGGUACUGGUCCGACCCGUUCGGACGGAUCCCUGAGGCUCACGGCCCGGCAGGGGACCAGGACUCAUGGGAGACUGGUCCGGGUCCAGAACCGGGUCCAGAACCGGGCCCAGAACCGGAGCAGAGAGAGGUGGUCCGAAAGAAGCUCCUGGCCAUCUUCAGCGCCCAGCUGGUGGACACAGCCAUGGACCGGUUCCCCCAGGUUCUGGACCCGCAGGUUCUGGUGGCAGAGAUCCUGGCCCUCCAGAGUCAGAACCGGUCCCUGAGGUGAGUCCAGUCGGGUCGGACCGACCCUCAGACCAGCAUCAGUUGUGUUUUGGUAUCGUGGUAUCCACCUGGGAAUAAUCCCAGCGCUCUGGAUCCAGACCGGGUCGGGUCAGAUCGGACCGGGUCGGGUCAGAUCAUCUGAUACAAAUUGUAUCUUUAUUUAAUUAAUGUAACUAACAGGCCUGAGCUUGGCCCGUUUAGAGAUUUACCGGGUCAGAACCUCCAGAACUCUUUCCUCCAUGAUGUUCUCAUUCAGACAGAAUCACCUCGACCUUUGACCCAAGUCAUAAUAAUCAUUUAUAUCAAAUAAAUUCAUGUGAAAAUUAAUGUAAUGUUGUUUAGGCCGACUGGUCCGGUCCAGAUGAGCAGAACCAUGAGGUUCUGACCAAACGGGCCUCUAAACCGACCUGUGAUAGAAUCUCAUUUUCAUGUCAGGAAAUAAGGAAGUAUUGUUAAAUCAGGCCAGAGGGGGCAGCAGUGAGCUGCAACGCGCUGCGGUGGAAAUCAUGGCAACAGUUUGUAAAUCUGUCUGGAAGGUGCUGGAAGGUUCUGGAAGGUACUGGAAGGUUCUGGAAGGUUCUGGAAGGUUCUGGAAGGUACUGGAAGGUUCUAGAACGGUUUGGGUUGAAGAGGAAAGUUUCUUGACCUCUGGAACCGUUUUAAUCCGAUUGCACUCAGAUGCAAACAUGUGUCUCCUGUUUUGUUGGGUUAGUCGAAGUGUCUCUGCCAAAUAAAGUCCAAUAAAAUAAUCUGAACCGGUUUGGACCAGACAGGUCAGCUGGUUAGCUUGAGCUAAUCCUGCAUGGGAACUGAUUCUCUGGGAAUUAUUUUUAAUUUUACUCUUUUUAUUUUCUUAUCUUUAUUUUAUUUGUGUAAAACUAUUCAUUGUUCUGUUUUAUUUUUUAAUCAUUUGUUUGUUCACAUGGAUGUAAAACUAAGUGGCUUAUUAUAAAAACAGCAUCUUAAUAAAGUCCAUAUUUUACAUGACUGUUGACAGAACCUGUACAUUUGUGUAAAGCUUUAAAAUCUCUGAAAUAAAGUCUUUCAUUUUUCCAUUUUAA